Molecule: messenger RNA, 6954 nt
Organism: Calidris pugnax (ruff)
Lineage: Eukaryota; Metazoa; Chordata; Aves; Charadriiformes; Scolopacidae
Gene: NKTR
Product: natural killer cell triggering receptor
Exons: 17
Coding region: 74-4513 (1479 amino acids)
Biological process (GO): protein peptidyl-prolyl isomerization; protein folding
Cellular component (GO): nucleus
Molecular function (GO): peptidyl-prolyl cis-trans isomerase activity
Source: RefSeq, a predicted model, not a curated record
CGAGGGGGAGGCGGCGAAGGAACAAAGCGCCGGAGCUGCCAGGUGGCGAGGGGCCGGCGGGCUGCCCGCCGCCAUGGGGGUGCAGGACCGGCCCCAGUGCUUCUUCGAGAUAGAAAUCAACCGGGAGCCAGUUGGUCGAAUUAUGUUUCAGCUCUUCUCAGACAUAUGUCCGAAGACUUGCAAAAACUUCCUUUGCUUGUGCUCGGGUGAAAAAGGAAUUGGCAAAACAACUGGAAAGAAGCUGUGCUACAAAGGCACUACAUUCCAUCGUGUGGUUAAAAACUUCAUGAUUCAGGGUGGGGACUUCAGUGAAGGUAAUGGAAAAGGAGGUGAAUCUAUUUACGGUGGCUAUUUUAAAGAUGAAAACUUUAUUCUCAAACAUGACAGAGCGUUCCUUUUGUCAAUGGCAAACCGAGGGAAACAUACCAAUGGUUCCCAAUUUUUCAUAACAACAAAACCCGCUCCUCAUCUCGAUGGCGUACAUGUUGUCUUUGGCCUGGUUAUUUCUGGUUUUGAAGUAAUAGAGCAAAUAGAAAAUCUGAAAACUGAUACUGCAAGUAGGCCCUAUGCAGAUGUACGAGUUAUUGACUGUGGGGUGCUUGUCACAAAAUCAGCAAAAGAUGCUUUGGAGAAGAAGAAGAAAGUCUGUUCUGACUCGGAAGCUUCAGACUCUUCCUCCAGUGCAUCAAGCUCUUCAGAAACUUCUUCUGACAGCGAAGCUGAAAAUGAAAGAAGCAGAAGGAGGAAACGUAAAAGAAGAACUAAAACCAAACAAUCGAGAAAACGAAGAAAGGAAGAGAGAAAGAAAGAGGAUUCAAGGUGCAAGCGAACCUCAAACCAAAGACGCAGCCUUUCUGACAAGAGUGAUACAACAGAAAGAGCAGCUGAUGUCAGCACAAAGAGGGACAAACCUGUGGUACGUCCUGAAGAAAUACCCCCAGUGCCUGAAAACAGAUUUUUGCUCAGAAGAGAUGUGCCUGUUGUCAGCGUGGAGCCCGAACCGAAGCUUCUGGAUGCUACACCAGCUCUGACUGACCAGAAACCAUCGGUCUCUAAAUCCGGACGAAAAAUUAAAGGAAGAGGCACAAUACGAUAUCACACCCCACCUCGAUCGCGAUCGUGUUCCGAGUCCGAUGAUGAUGAGAGCAGCGAGACCCCUCCUCACUGGAAAGAGGAAAUGCAGAGACUACGAACCUACAGACCACCCAGUGGAGAAAAGUGGAGUAAAGGAGAUAAGUUGAGUGACCCAUGUACAAGCAGGUGGGAUGAUAGAAGUGCGUCCCGGAGAUCAAGAUCUUGGUCACAUAACGGUUAUUCUGAUCUAAGUACUGUGAGAUAUUCUAGCCAUCACAAAAAACACAGAAAAGAGAAAAAGAAGGUGAAACACAAAAAGAAAUCUAAAAAGCAGAAGCAUUUCAAGAAGCACAAACAAGCGAAAAAAAAGAAAACAUCAGCCUCAUCAGACGUAGAAUCCUCUCAUUCCUUCCUCAGGAGGACAAAAUCAUCUUGUGAUCGUGAAAGGAAAUCUCGUUCUUCUUCAUUGUCUUCCAGACGUUCAUCCAGAAGAGACUGGUCAAAAUCUGAUAAGGAAGACCAGAGCUCAUCAACGUUAUCAAGCAGAGGGACUCGGUCAUACUACAGGUCCAGGUCCAGAUCGAGGUCUAAAUCAAGAUCUUACUCCCGAAGAAGUUCUAGAUCAAGAUCAGCAUCUAAAUCGUCGCGUUCUCGAAGUAGGUCAAGGUCAAGUUCUAACCCAAGGCAUCAAAAGACGGUUUCCAAUUCUCCACGAAAUAUCUCAACACGGUUAAACGAGAACAAGUUGGUCAAGAGUGCUGAGCCUGUAAGAGCAGUUAUACUCCCCAGUGAUAAAAUUGUCGUACCGCCAGUUGUCCCGGAAAACCUCCCUGUUAUCCCUCUAAGUGAUAGUCCACCACCUUCCAGGUGGAAACCUGGGCAGAAACCCUGGAAGCCAUCCUAUGAGCGGAUUCAGGAAAUGAAAGCUAAAACAACCCAUUUAGUACCCACCCAAACUAAUUACAAUUUAGUAGUCAUUAAAGAGGCUAACACUACUUCCUCGUAUCGUAAGCGACAAAGGAGUUCGGACAGCGAUCGAAGCGGUUAUUCCAAAUCCCGUAGUGACAGGAGCUCAGAUAGUUGGCUGAGGUCAAGGAGCAGGUCUUCUCGAAGCAGGUCAUACACCAGAUCUUACACGAGGUCUCGAAGUCCAUCCAGCUCUAGGACAAAAUCACGUUCUUCUGGCAGAUCCCCAUCGGUGAGUAAAUACCGCAGUGACAGGUCGGGUUAUAGUGAGUCAACGUCUUAUUAUUCCCUCAGUGAUGACGACAGACACAGGAACAAGAGAAAAUCUGCAUCGAGUGGUCAAAAAGCUCGGUCUCUUCAAGUGAGGCAAGAAACGAGCUCUGAAAGUACUCUCCCUUAUAAGUGUGCAAAAGACUAUGACGAGUCCUCGCAAGGACUGAAAGAGAGUGACAGUUUGUCAUCUUCAGACUUCUCCACCGACAGUGAGCCUUCUGCCAAAGCGAAAGGUGUCCAAGAAAAAGAAGGCCGUUUUCAAUUAGAAGGAGAUACCCAGAAACAGGAUAAAAAUAGCUUAAGUUCUGAGAGAAGGGAAGAGAAAUCCAAGUGCGAGCGGGAUUCUGAGCAGGCUAAAAAGAAAGCAGCCAAGGAGAAAUCCUCUGAGCAACCUAGAGGUGGUGCAAAAACGAAACGAAAAUCCUAUUCAGGUAGUAAAUGGGACUCGGAAUCAAACUCUGAAAGGGGAGAGGCAAGGCAUCAUAGGGGAGAUUCCAGAGCCUCCUCUGGUAAAGAAGAAGGAGAGGCCUCAUCGGGAUCUGAUACGGAGCUUAGUGUUAGCAGAAGGAUCAAAAAACAAUCAAAUUCUUCAGAAGGCUUUCUGGAUUCUGAUGGUACCUGGAAGGCGAGCAAACAGUUGUCGUCUUCUGAAUCGGAGAGUUCUUGUUCUAGCUCAACAAACAUUAGAGGCAAGUCAAAAAAACACAAACAUGGCUUGAAAAAAACUCUUAAGAAAUCGCAUUCCAAAAAAGCAAAAGAAAAAUCCAAAGGGAAAAAGGAGAAGAAACACAAAGUUCAGAAAAGAAAAGAAAUGUUUCAUUGGCAACCCCCCCUGGAGUUUGGUGAGGAAGAUGAUGAGGAGAUAAAUGAAAAGCCCGUUACCAAGGAUGAGAAAGAAGAAAAGCAGCUUACCAAGGACAUAAAGGAGAAAAAACAAGUUCAUGAAAAAGACGAAAUAGUCAAAGAUAAAAUAGGAAAUGGUGAAAAGUCUUGUGCAGAUGAAAGCCUUUUAGGUAAAAACUCUCUAUGUGAUGCCUCACCGGAUCGCAGUAACCAUGAUAAAGAUGGCACUGAAACAAAUGCUUCAACCAGUGUUACAAACUCAGGAAUAAAUGUGACUGUUUGUCAGAAUGAAGUUAAACCAGCUGAAGAGAGUAACCAGAACGGGUUGGAAGAUGUUAUUCAGACAGAUGACAACAUGGAGAUCUGUACUCCGGAUCGUAACUCCCCAGGAAAGGUCGAUGUGGACGUUUUGUCUCCUGUCAUUCUCACUGCUAAACCUCAGGCUUUAAGUGCUAGUAUAAACAAAGAUUUACAGGUGGAGCCCCCGGAACAAGAUACUGUCAAAUUAGGAAACAAUAUUAUAGACUUUAUUAAUAUUAAAGAAGAAAAAGAACCGGGAAAGCAAGAAAAUAACUCUGUCCCCGUGUCUAGUGCUAAAGACUGUAGUUCAAAAAGUGAAAUUACUGAAAAUACACAAAGCAAUAUAAUCGACAAUAAAUGGAAGCCUUUGCAAGGUGUUGGUAAUUUACAGCCAGCAACAAUUAGUACUGCUGCAGAAGUUAAGAACGUAGCUUCAGCACCAGAGCCUAAACCAGCAGGUUUAAGAAUCGAAAUAAAAGCUAAAAAUAAAGUUAGGCCUGGGUCUCUGUUUGACGAGGUUAGAAAAACAGCACGGUUAAACCGAAGGCCAAGGAAUCAAGAAAGUUCCAGUGAGGAAGAAUCACCAAGUAGAGAUGACAACAGCCCGUCCAGGAGCCUCAGCAGGUCCCGAAGUAAGUCUGAGUCGAAAUCCAGGCACAGAACGAGGUCCAUCUCUUACAGUCACUCAAGAAGUCGAUCCCGAAGUUCUACAUAUUCAUAUAGGUCCAGAAGCUAUACAAGAAGCCGAAGCAGAGGAUGGUACAGUAGAGACCGGUCGAGAAGUCGAAGCAGUUCUUACCACAGUUACAAGAGUCGUAGUCGAACCUACAGUAGAAGUAGAUCCAGAAGUAGUUCUUACGGUCAUCACAGUCGAUCCAGUAGGUCGUACACGUACGACAGUUACUACAGCAGGAGUCGAAGCAGGAGUAAAAGGAGUGACAGCUAUCGGAGAUCCAGGAGUUACACCAGGAGAUCCAGAUCUUACGGCUCCGACAGUGAGAGCGAUCGCAGUUACUCUAACAAUCGAAGUCCCAGUGAAAGCAGCAGAUACAGCUGAAAACAUUUCUUUGAUGAUGGAAACUGUAUUUAAUAAUUUUGAGUGUUAUGUUUAAGAAAAACCAACAAAACACACCUGUUUUGACAGUGUGGCAAGUGAAGUUGAAGGGUGUUUACCGAGUUAGGUGAAACUUCCCAGUGAACUCGCUUGACUGUGCACUUACGGAGAGAAGUACUGAGCUCAACUCAACUGAUUUUUGAUUUUAUGUCAAAUGCUACUUUUACAAAAGAGGGGGAAAAAAACAACCCCACCAGUUUUAUUUCCUUGAAUUGGAUUUUCCAAGCCAUGAGCAACACUUGGGUGAAUUUGCUGCUGCUGCUUUUCCAGCUGCAGCAAUCGGUACAGUCUUCAAGUCCGGUUACAAACACCUUGGGGCUUUCUGCCUGUAACUGUUAAAUAUGUGUUAGCAACUAUAAAACUGUGAAGAAAACUUCUUUCCAAGCCUGCCAUUUCUAGUUUAUUAAAAUGUUGGGUUUUUUUUUUCUUUUUUAAAUGCUGGAAGGUGGGUUCCAUGCUGUCCUGUUCGUUGGUUGUUGCAUUAUCUAGAGCAUAACCACAGCAGCUGGGUGAUGAACACAAAGACUGCCGCUCUGUCUUAAUCCUUCCCAUCCCGGGAUCUCACAGAACUCUCCUGAAAAGGGGGAGAUUAUCCACCCUGGGGAUUGUCAAACUGACAAGAAGUGAGCAAAAGUGCAAUGAAGGAGUUUCAUAUCCAACUUAUCUCAACUUUUCGGUUUAAAAGUUAAUUUUGUGAUAAGCAACAAUGUUCUUAAGAGUCUAAAAAAAGUGUGUCUAAACACUUUCUGCAUUUCAUUUCAAAAUACGUUGCGUGGUGUACUUCAACACAUUUUGAAGUUGAAUGUUAUAAACUGUUCUGUAUAUCAUGAGUUUGUCCAAAACACUUUUUAAAAAAACUUACGUGAUGAUAAUUUUUUUGAGAAAACAAACCAUAAUGGUUCCUUUAUAAAAUGUCUGUAGGUGUAUCCCCUUUGCCACAGGGAAUAUUGGAUAUUGCUAUUGCAGAUACUGAACUAUAUAUUGUUCAAGUGAUAUGACUCCAAAAAUACUGGUUUGCCUGAUAAAAAGCACGGGCAAUACUUUUCAAAGUAAAGUUUAAUACCAAAAAUGACUCCAUGUUGCAGGUAAAUGGUUUGGAAAAAACCCCCGUAGAUCUAAACUGAAGAGCGUUGAGUAAUUUUUGCAAUAUUCUGAUUGAGUUGAUUUACAAUAACUUGUAAAGUUUUUCAAUGUUUAGAAAGUUCUGUACUAAGAAACAGAUUUUUUUAAUGGCAUAACAUAACCUGAAAACUGGGGUCUGUAGUGGAAAAAAAACAAACCAGACUAACGUAGCUUUAUUAGAGCUAAUGAACACUGUUGUAUUAUAAUGGUUUUCAUUACUGACUUUCUGUAAUAUCUUGAGAUGCUUUCAUUUUCUCAAAUGUUUUCAAAUAUUGAAAAUUAUAUUUUAUUUUUUUUUUUAAAAUCUCAUCAGGACCCAGCAGCUUUGAAAAUUAAAAGCGGUAAUUUCUGGCUUAGACAUCAGUUCAUACUGUCUCUUUUUGAUUGAAAGAAACUACUCAAAAUGAGCUUUUGGUGCGUUACUGAAACAUGAAAAGAAAAGUUCCAAGUGAAGUUUGAAGAGUGGGGUGAUGCCCUUCCUCUCUCUCUGUGAACAGCUGAACAAGACAUUUGUACCCAAGUUCCUAAAACUGAAUUUGUCACAAGUUUUUCACUUUCUAGAAGAACCCAAAAGGCUGGAUUUACACCCUUCCUACUCUUGUAGCUCAAUGAAAAUGUGUGCACGUAACCCUUUGGAAUCAAUAUUUUGUAAGCUUCUUAUUUUUUAACAAUCAGUGCAUUUAUGACUCCAGUCAAUGCCCAUUUACACACAUUUCUAAGAGUAGCAGCCAUUCCAGUGUCCUGAACAAAGGCAGAAUUCCUAACUCCAGGUGCUGUUUGUUGCCAUUUCAUAGUUUUAAGUACAAAAGUAACUUGUUUCUUCCCUUACUGAAAAAACAGAACUAGUUGGUUAGUGCUAUAACAAAAUAGACAAGUAUGAACGUCUCCAUUCAGCACCUUUAGAGGAAGAAAUUGCUUCAGAAUCAGACUUUGUCAUAUUUCAGUUACCUUUCUCCGGCCUUAAAAAUAACAGAAAUAUGAUCAAUCAAUUCAUUGCAGUUGUCCAAAAUUGUUGCAAUGUCAUCUCUGUCCAUUUCCUACCUUGAAUUAAAGCUUUAUGAAGAAAUUCCAUCUGGGCGAUGGCUGGGGAGGGAGGGAGGGAGGGGAGUAUUUUUACUUAAUGAAUUCUGUUAAAUCGUGUUUCAGAGAGACAAAUGUACCCCUCGGCUGGUUUUUUCUAACGUCGGUCUAUGUUUUUGCAAUUUUGUUAUCCAAAAAGUAGUCGCCGUUUGUAAAAUAAAACUUUUGUACAUAUCUGCAAA